GCUAAACACAGACACGCUACAUGGUGGUCAUACAGGGGCGUGUUCAAGAUAAGAACGACGACAUGGCCAGAACGAAAACGAUUACGGUACCCGCAACCCAGAAACCAGCGACACGGAGUACGACGACGGCGAUCCCGAUGAGCCAAACGGCCCUACACGUCCCUGAGCAGAGCGUCUCCAACUCACCUGGAAGAGACACGACUGGAGAACGUCCACGUACGAGUGAUGGCGACGAAGAGACUAAGGGCGAUAAUGACGAUACGGACGUACAGCUGGAUCCGGAAACCGGCGGUUCCCAGGAUAACCCAACCAUGAUACACCACCCACUACCAAACGACCAGUGAUGAACGCGAACACGAGUACAGGCGCCGCAACCACGACGGCAACCGCGACAGAAGGCGAAAUGACAGCGCUGUCGGCAGUACUCUUACAAGUCUCCGAAACGAUGAACAGGAUGACGGCGCGUCUGGACAACCUGGAGAUGGCCGUGGCGACAACCAUGAGUCAAGCAACACCGGCGGGGUCGGCAGGAACGACGACUGGAACUACGAACGCAGUGACGGCACCAACGGUAGACACCCGACACGUGACGUACAGGCGCAGCACUGAUGGCGGAGACGGAGGUGACAGCAGCUCCAGCGAGGAUUCGGACAGCAGCAACGAUGACGACAAUGGAGAUUCGGCCGGCGACUCUCACGGUAUUGGCGCAGGACGAGUUUCACGCGAACGAAGCAUGGUGCCGACCUCUCGACGCGGACGCAGGAAUAACAUUAGAGACUUGGAACUCACGCCGUUCCAGCCGUCACC
Messenger RNA from Phytophthora nicotianae INRA-310, 807 nucleotides. RefSeq lists its product as hypothetical. NCBI's taxonomy places the organism in Eukaryota, Oomycota, Peronosporomycetes, Peronosporales, Peronosporaceae. The transcript has a single exon. The record is from RefSeq and is a predicted model, not a curated record. The coding region runs from base 21 to 344 and encodes 107 amino acids.